AUGGCUUCAGUAAAGUAUACCCGCAAAGAAUUAAUUUCAUUCUACUCAGACAAACUUCCUCUUCCAGAAGAUUUUAAUAAAAUCAAAGGAAUCUUUUUAAAUGAGCCAAUUAAGCCACAAUUACUCGCAAAUGAAACAUUAAACCUCGAUGGCAGCUCUAAAAGAAAAUUACGUGCUAACGAAGUUGAGCAGCAAAAUGCAAAUAAGAAUGCACCUAAAGCAACUGUAUCAGCUCCUUCUCAAUGGUUUUAUGCAGAUCCAACACAAAAAAUUUACGGUCCUUACAGUGCAGAUCAGAUGAGACACUGGUGGGAAAAGAAGAAUUUCCCACAGGAUCUCAAAGUUUCACUUAGAUCUGAUCCAGAUUCCCUCCGUCCAAUUAGUGAAGUAUUCGGUGCUCCUGAAAAUGCUUUUAUGUUCAAUCCUUCAAUGUUCCCAUAUAUUUUAGCUUCUCCUGUUGAACCAGAUCCAUUGCAGAAACUCGUUUUAGAUUUUGAUGCAUAA
Messenger RNA from Trichomonas vaginalis G3, 504 nucleotides. Its product is annotated as GYF domain family. The record is from RefSeq and is a predicted model, not a curated record. Gene Ontology annotation, molecular function: protein binding. NCBI's taxonomy places the organism in Eukaryota, Parabasalia, Trichomonadida, Trichomonadidae. The transcript has a single exon. Bases 1 to 504 code for a protein of 167 amino acids.